UAGAUACCUUGAUAUGAGUAAACCAAAGAUAAAGAGGAAUAAUGUCCUAGAGAUCAAAUUUGUGGCUGAUGAAGAUGUUCUGAAGCACAUCUCUGAGGAUGCAGGUCUUAAAGUUCGGAAGUUAAAUGCUCCACAUACAUUUGAUAUUAAAAAAUGGAUGAAAAAUCCAGAGAACAGCUCCGAUGAUGAAGCCCAGGAUAUUUUUAAAGAACAGGAUUAUGUGACUGCACUAGAUGUCCAAGAAUCGAUGAGAAAUGGCUCCAGUGCAAGUGGAGGUGAUGUUUUUCCAUUCCAAACUCCAAAACGCUCUAGUAGGAUGGCAGAAAAAGUUUCUGAGCUAAUUCAGAACUCUGGAAAGAAUGUAAAACAUGACCUCUUGAAGAAGCUUGAGGAGAAAACCAACACUCCUGAAAUCAGCAAGAAAUAUUCUUCAAGCAAAGACCAGGAAGAGACUAAGAGGAAUGAUUUUUUAUCAAAAUUAUCUUACUGGACUCGGAAAAGAAUGACAGCUUUAAACAUGUGCUCUGAUAGUGAAAGUGAUUAUUCUGCUUCAUACUCUGAAGAAGAAGGGGAUGAUGCUUGCGUGGUAUCUGCUGAUGAAGCUGUUUGUCCAGAAAUGCCAAUCAGAUCCCAAACCUCUUCUGUUCCACCUAACAAAGAAACACCUACUAAGAAGCUGAAGAGAGGCAUUUCUAGCAGUUUGGUAGAAGAGUAUUUUGAAGCACACAGCAGUUCCAAAGUUUUAACCUCUGAUCGAACACUGCAGAAACUGGAGAAAAAAAAACUGGAUCAGGAGUCCCUGAAAAACUUCUUGAGCAACGUACCUGUUGCUUUUGCUGUUGAACGUGAGAAGUUAAUCAAACAACAUGAAUCUCUCUUCUACAAAUGGAUGUUGCAACUGCACCUGGGCUUCAAUAUUGUGCUCUAUGGAUUAGGUUCAAAGAGAGAUCUGUUGGAGAAUUUCCGUAUUUCUCUUCUUCAGGAUUCUGUACAUCUUGUUGUAAAUGGAUUCUUCCCCAACAUCACCGUGAAAUCAAUUUUGAAUUCCAUAACAGAAGAGGUAUUGAAUCACAUGGGUACCUUUCGUAGCCCCCAGGACCAGGUGGACUUCAUCCUAAAAAGAUUUAAAGAAGAUGUUUCUUUGGAGCUAUAUCUUCUCAUCCACAACUUGGACAGUCAAAUGUUAAGAGGAGAUAAAAAUCAGCAAAUCCUAGGACAGUUGUCUUCGCUUUCCAAUGUCUACCUCAUAGCGUCUAUUGAUCAUAUUAAUGCACCGCUCAUGUGGGAUCAAGCAAAACAAAGUAUGUAUAAUUGGUUGUGGUAUGAAACAACCACAUUCAGUCCUUAUGUAGAAGAAACAUCCUAUGAGAACUCCCUCUUGGUACAGCAUUCUGGAUCUUUGGCAUUGAGCUCCCUCACACAUGUUCUCUGCAGCCUUACUCCUAAUGCAAGGGGUAUUUUUAGGCUCUUGGUAGAGUACCAGUUGGAGAAUAAGGAAAAUCCCUCCUAUCUAGGUCUUUCUUUCCAAGAUUUGUAUCAACGGUGUCGGGAGGCCUUCUUGGUCAAUAGUGACCUAACUCUUAGGGCUCAGCUCACAGAAUUCAGGGAUCACAAGCUCAUUCGGACUAAGAGGGGUGCUGAUGGAGUAGAAUAUUUAUUAAUUCCUGUGGAUGCUGGAAUAUUGGCUGACUUUUUGCAAAAAGAUAAUGACGUUUGAAGGUUCAUACAGCCAAGGGCAAUUGCUGUUAAGAACUGUUGGAUUUUAUCCUACCGUGUAGCCAUUUUGCUGAUCUCAGGAGUCUAAUCUACCUGUAAUAAUGGAGUAUGAUGCUGUAUAAGCCAAGCCAAUUUUAACUGUUCAGGUUUCUCCCCUUGCCAGUCUAUACCAUCACAGACCAAGAAAAUGUCAUCCAUCGAUAAUAAUGUGCCUUCUGUUCAUAAAUCUUCUGGAAAUAAGGGCUUAACUGGAGAACUUGUGCUUGAUAAUACAUGUGGUUGGCUUUUAGUAGCUGAAUCCUUUUCAGCUAUUUAUUGGUGUAUUUUUAAUACAUCGUAUAUACAGACUAUUUUUGAUCUUCAAGUAUGUGUCAUGUGAGAUGGAAGGAUUGGGUUAGGAAACUGGUUUGACUUGAGCAAAAUAAACUAUUGAUACCAGA
Molecule: messenger RNA, 2156 nt
Organism: Candoia aspera
Lineage: Eukaryota; Metazoa; Chordata; Lepidosauria; Squamata; Candoiidae
Gene: ORC2
Product: origin recognition complex subunit 2
Exons: 16
Coding region: 14-1717 (567 amino acids)
Biological process (GO): DNA replication
Cellular component (GO): nucleus; nuclear origin of replication recognition complex
Molecular function (GO): DNA replication origin binding
Source: RefSeq, a predicted model, not a curated record